GCUUCACUUAGCAAGCACCCGCUCUACCAACACCGCGACGUGCCGGUGGGAGUGUGGUUCAAAUUUUUUCAAUUUUUUCCCCCCCAAUUUGCACAAUAAAAAAAAAGGAUGCCGUCAGGUUCUCGAACUGAGCAAGCGAGAGCUUCGACGCGGUGUCGCCGUUGAGAAGGAACGGAAAAAGAAAACAAGAGGAAACGAAGAGAAACGGAAGGGACAGAAAGGGGAGUUUACCAGCUAAGAGCCCGGUGCCGGACAUGGAGAAGACGGUGAUGAUGAUGACGACGACGACGACGACGAAGGUUGGGUCCGAGGAGAAGAUACGGCCGAGGAUCAUCGUGCACGGCGGGGCGGGCAACGUCACGCGGGCGAAUUUACCGAGGGCGUCGUACGAGGCGUACAAGAGGGCGUUGCUGAGCGUGCUGGCAGAGGCGCAGGCGCUGCUGGGGCGGCCGGAGGCGACAGCGCUGGAGGUGGCCGUGCACGCGGUGGCGCGGCUGGAGGACGACGCGCUGUUCAACUGCGGCAAGGGGGCCGUGUUCACGCGAGCAGGCACGAACGAGCUGGAGGCGAGCGUGAUGGUGUCGCGGGGCAGCCGGCGGCGGGGCGUCGGGUGCACGCUGCUGAAGCACGUCAAGAACCCGGUCAAGUUGGCGAGGGAGAUGCUGGUCCGGGGCGAGAGAGACGACGGCGGCGGAUGUGCGCACGCGCAGCUGAGCGGGCGCGAGCUGGAAAGGCUGGCGGCGGAGUGGGGCCUGGAGAUGGUCGGGCAAGACUACUUCUUCACGCAGCGGCGGUGGGACGAGCACGUCAGGGGCUUAGAAAGGGAGCGGGGCAAGGCGGAGGACGGACGAGGCGCCGUCGCGGCGGAGACGGCAGCGGCGGCGGGGCCUGCGACGAACGGCGAGAGGGUCCGCGACGGCGAUCCGUCCUGGGACGGCCACGAGUAUCUGCCUCAAGGCACGGUGGGAGCGGUCGUGCUAGAUCGCUUCGGGACCGUCUGCGCCGCCACCUCGACGGGAGGCUUGACCAACAAGUUACCCGGCCGGAUCGGGGAUACUCCGACGCUGGGCGCGGGCUUCUGGGCCGAGGAAUGGAUGGAGCCCAGCCGGCGAGCGGACCAAGCCGCAGGCUGCAGACCAUCCUCGUCUUCGUCGCCGCUAGACCUGCUGUCGCGGGGAGACGUGGUCGGCCUGCUCGGCGCCUGCCUGCCCAGCCUCUCGACCGGCCCGCCCCACGUUGCUCAGAAGUCGCCGCGCGACAAGGACGACAUUCGUCACGCCGUAGGCUUGAGCGGAACGGGCAACGGCGACUCGUUCCUGCGAGUGAACGCCGCCCGGACGGCGGCGGCGAUGACGCGCUUCGCGCCCAGCGUGUCGCUUGCUCAAGCCGUCGACGCGGUGGCCGGGCCAGGUGGCGAGCUGGAAAAGUCCGCCGGCGACCGCUUUGGCAAGACGGGCGAAGGCGAGGGCGGCAUGAUCGGCAUCGAGCUGGUCGGGUCUCACGGCCGGGUGGUGCAGAAUCACAACUGCGGCGGCAUGUUUCGUGCGUGGGUCGACGAUGACGGGCGGCACCGGUUCAUGGUGUUCAAGGGGGAGGAGGAGUAUUGAUGGCGAACAGGGUAUCUAACAGAGCAAAAUCGAGGUAUUUUUUUUUCUUUAAA
Verruconis gallopava is the source of this 1660-nucleotide messenger RNA. RefSeq lists its product as uncharacterized. Gene Ontology annotation, molecular function: hydrolase activity. Bases 255 to 1607 code for a protein of 450 amino acids. NCBI's taxonomy places the organism in Eukaryota, Fungi, Ascomycota, Dothideomycetes, Venturiales, Sympoventuriaceae. The record is from RefSeq and is a predicted model, not a curated record. The transcript has a single exon.